Molecule: messenger RNA, 748 nt
Organism: Haliotis rubra (blacklip abalone)
Lineage: Eukaryota; Metazoa; Mollusca; Gastropoda; Lepetellida; Haliotidae
Exons: 5
Coding region: 108-671 (187 amino acids)
Biological process (GO): cell-matrix adhesion
Cellular component (GO): lysosome; extracellular region
Molecular function (GO): calcium ion binding
Source: RefSeq, a predicted model, not a curated record
CUGAUUUCAUCAGGUAAGGAGGUACAGAGUCGCAGAAACGUAUCCAGUGCCUAUAAAACUAGCGGCCAGUUGAUCACCACCAUUCACUCCAACGUCUGACGUCCAACAUGCUGCUGCUGCUCCUGGUCACUCUGUCCUGCCUUGCGACCGUCAAGGCACAACCUACACCUUGCUGCAUGGAAACCGCUUGGUCAGCAAAAGUGUUUGAUGUUCGCGCGCCCUUCCAGGGAAAUAACGUAAAUGCUGACUUCUACUACGACUGGAACAACGGAGCUACGUCCAUUCAGUACACUGUGUAUGGAUUAAUUACGAAGUCAACCAGAAUUGUCACGUCGUAUCAAAAGAAUGAACGCUACACCAUCUUGGCCGAUGGAACAUGUACCAAGGACGCCCCAACUGGCGUGCUUCUGCCAAACUGCAUCCCGAACGACAGUACAGACCUUGGCUCAAGCUAUAUCGGCAUUGAGGGAAGCGGGUUGAAAUCCGACAACUGGUUGAUGACUAUCAAAUCUGUCAACCUAACCAUGGGCGUCACCGACCCAGGCUGUGUCUUAACCUACUUGGGUAUCUUCAACCAGGCAGCAAGUCCUGCAGAUACAGAACUAUACUUCAACGGAUAUAAAACAGGCAUCACGGAUCCAACUGCUUUCGACGUCCCCCUCUCCUGUUAAUGUGGGCAGACACACUUCAUCUUGUAGACCCGAUUGUUGUCUGUUGGACUUUACAAAAUAUACAAAUAUCUUUAUAU